AUGUCUUUCCCAGUAGCUACGAGGGCAUAUUGGAGCCGAAGUUUCUUCCAGGCGGCAACGCUACUACCAUGGACUUCACCUAUUGGCCGAUCGAUGGAUUCUUUGCCAAGAGCGCUACCACAGAAGUUGGCAGAGAAAUUGGAACAAAGAUCUAAAGAGAAUAAAGUUGAGCAAGAUUUCUUCUCUAACAAUGGUAUAUUAUUGGCAGUUCCUAAGAAAAAGGUUUCACAUCAAAAGAAGAGACAAAAAUUGUACGGGCCAGGGUCUAAACAGUUAAAGAUGAUUCAUCAUUUGAACAAAUGUCCUUCCUGCGGUCAUCAAAAGAGAGCUAACACUCUUUGUAUGCAUUGUGUUGAUGAAGUUCGUAGAAUUUGGAAGAGCCAAACGUUUAACCCACCACAGGAAGCGCCACAGGAAAGAGACAUGUCCGACUUGGACAAGAGAAUCUUGUAUCCAGGGAAAAAGGAAACUGAAUAUGAAACGAAAUUGAAGGAUAAAGAAAGCUACGUUGAACGUCGUAUGAGAACUCUAACCGUGCCUGACAAGAAAUGA
Messenger RNA from Torulaspora delbrueckii, 552 nucleotides. It is a transcript of the gene MRPL32, whose product is annotated as mitochondrial 54S ribosomal protein bL32m. Gene Ontology annotation, biological process: translation. The transcript has a single exon. The record is from RefSeq and is a predicted model, not a curated record. NCBI's taxonomy places the organism in Eukaryota, Fungi, Ascomycota, Saccharomycetes, Saccharomycetales, Saccharomycetaceae. Gene Ontology annotation, cellular component: mitochondrial large ribosomal subunit. Gene Ontology annotation, molecular function: structural constituent of ribosome. Bases 1 to 552 code for a protein of 183 amino acids.